CUACAAACUUCUUUGUUCCUCAACAAAGCUGUCUUAUCUCUCUUAUCAGAGCCCACUACGUCAUUUCUCCCCCCACAUUCCGCCCUUCACUCAUAAACCGCAAUCAUGAACACUGGUCUCAUUGACAGCCGCUUCCUCUCCAAGCCUGAGGAGCUUGGUGUUGUUGCCGUUGGAUUCUCUGGCGGUCAGCCCAAGGCCGGUGUCGACGACGGCCCUUCCGCGCUUAUCGAGGCUGGUCUCCUUUCUGAGAUCCGAGAGGAGCUCGGCUACAAGAUCUUUGGCGAUGAGACCGUCCAGCAGUUCGACGACAUUGUCCCCGAGUCGGACCCCGACUACCGUGGCAUGAAGAAGGCCCGCCACGCCUCGGCCGUCACCCGCAAGAUCGCCUCUCAGACCUAUGAGCACUCCCGAGAGGGCCGCAUGACUCUCACUCUCGGUGGUGACCACAGCAUUGCCAUUGGAACCAUUGCCGGCACUGCCAAGGCCACCCGUGAGCGUCUCAACCGCGAGAUCGCCGUCAUUUGGGUCGAUGCUCAUUCCGACAUCAACACCCCUGAGAGCAGCGACAGCGGCAACAUCCACGGCAUGCCCGUGGCCUUCCUCACUGGCCUUGCCAAGGAUGACAACGAGGAGUACUUUGGAUGGCUCGAGGAUGACAUGCGCCUGAGCGUCAAGAAGCUCGUCUACAUUGGUCUUCGCUCUGUUGAUGUUGGUGAGCGAAAGAUCCUCCGUGAGCACGGCAUCAAGGCCUAUAGCAUGCACGACGUCGACCGCCACGGCAUUGGCCGCGUCGUCGAGAUGGCCCUCGCCCACAUCGGCAACGACACCCCCAUCCACCUGUCCUUCGACGUCGACGCCCUCGACCCCAUGUGGGCUCCCAGCACCGGAACUCCCGUCCGAGGCGGUCUCACCCUUCGCGAGGGUGACUACAUCUGCGAGGCUGUUCACCAGACCGGCAACCUUGUGGCCGUCGACCUGGUCGAGGUGAACCCCAAGCUGGCCGACGGCAAGCAGGCUGAGCAGGACACUAUCCGUGCCGGAUGCUCCCUGGUGCGGUGCGCCCUUGGUGACACCCUCCUGUAAGCUGGAGAGAUGUGUCUGAAAAAAGUGAACUUCUUUGUAUGAUGGAUGGGAAAUGCAUUGGGAUGGGAGUAUUUAUGAUAUCCUUGAGUUGAAUGAUGAUUGGGCCGGCGCAUAUAGGACUACCGAGAUCACUCUCGAAAUAAAACGUCACAACUUCUUUCCUCGGGAA
Molecule: messenger RNA, 1252 nt
Organism: Fusarium vanettenii 77-13-4
Lineage: Eukaryota; Fungi; Ascomycota; Sordariomycetes; Hypocreales; Nectriaceae
Exons: 3
Coding region: 106-1083 (325 amino acids)
Cellular component (GO): nucleus; cytoplasm; cytosol
Molecular function (GO): arginase activity; manganese ion binding
Source: RefSeq, a predicted model, not a curated record